AUGCCCCACCCGUCAGCCCUCCCAACCCGGUGCCACUUCGCUAUCAAACCACCUCCCGCUUCCCCACUCUGUCCAACCAUGGCCGCCGCCGCCACCCCUGCCGCCCGCCUCUUUCUCCUCCACUCCAGCCCGCCCUCCUCCCUCCCGUGCCCAAACCCUAGCCCCAGCUCCGCCCAGACGCCCCGCCUCGCCUACCCGCGCCUCGCGCUCUCCCACCGCAUGGCGGCGGCCCCGGCGGCGAUCGCCGGGCCCUCCGGCGACUCCGAGCGCGACCUGAGCGCGUCCGCGGUCUCGGUGGAUGCGCAUGGGGCCGUCGAGUCCUCGGGCGAUGGUUUGGAGAGGAAGGAGCCGAGCGUGGCCACGAUACUGACCAGCUUCGAGAACUCGUUCGACAAGUAUGGGGCUCUCAGCACGCCUCUGUACCAGACGGCCACCUUCAAGCAGCCUUCAGCAACAGUUAAUGGACCUUAUGAUUAUACUAGAAGUGGCAACCCUACUCGUGAUGUUCUCCAGAGCCUUAUGGCUAAGCUCGAGAAGGCAGACCAAGCAUUCUGCUUCACUAGUGGGAUGGCAUCACUGGCUGCAGUAACACACCUCCUUCAGGCUGGACAAGAAAUAGUUGCUGGAGAGGACAUAUAUGGUGGCUCUGAUCGUCUGCUCUCACAAGUUGUCCCAAGAAAUGGAAUUGUAGUAAAACGGGUCGAUACAACUAAAAUUAACGACGUGACUGCUGCAAUCGGACCCUUGACUAGACUAGUUUGGCUUGAAAGUCCCACCAAUCCUCGUCAACAAAUUACUGAUAUAAAGAAAAUCUCAGAGAUAGCUCAUUCUCAUGGCGCUCUUGUUUUGGUGGACAACAGUAUCAUGUCUCCAGUGCUAUCCCGGCCUAUAGAACUUGGAGCAGAUAUUGUGAUGCACUCAGCUACCAAAUUUAUAGCUGGACACAGUGAUCUUAUGGCUGGAAUUCUUGCUGUAAAGGGUGAAAGCCUGGCUAAGGAGAUCGCGUUUCUACAAAACGCUGAAGGUUCAGGCUUGGCACCUUUUGAUUGCUGGCUUUGCUUGAGAGGGAUCAAAACCAUGGCCUUACGGGUGGAAAAGCAACAGGAUAAUGCCCAGAAGAUUGCUGAAUUCUUAGCUUCUCAUCCAAGGGUCAAGCAAGUGAAUUAUGCUGGACUUCCUGAUCAUCCUGGCCGGUCUUUACACUACUCGCAGGCAAAGGGAGCAGGCUCUGUUCUAAGUUUCCUAACUGGUUCAUUGUCUCUCUCGAAGCAUGUUGUCGAGACAACCAAGUACUUCAACGUAACAGUUAGCUUCGGAAGUGUGAAGUCACUCAUAAGCUUGCCCUGCUUCAUGUCGCAUGCGAGCAUCCCUUCCUCGGUGCGAGAGGAGCGUGGGUUGACUGAUGAUCUAAUACGGAUAUCGGUGGGCAUUGAGGACGUGGAUGACCUCAUAGCUGAUCUUGAUUACGCGCUCAGGUCCGGUCCAGCAUAG
This is a messenger RNA of Triticum turgidum subsp. durum (durum wheat), 1491 nucleotides long. The record is from the annotation of a GenBank genome assembly. NCBI's taxonomy places the organism in Eukaryota, Viridiplantae, Streptophyta, Magnoliopsida, Poales, Poaceae.